Rhipicephalus sanguineus (brown dog tick) is the source of this 2158-nucleotide messenger RNA. RefSeq lists its product as uncharacterized. Bases 131 to 475 code for a protein of 114 amino acids. The record is from RefSeq and is a predicted model, not a curated record. The transcript has 4 exons. NCBI's taxonomy places the organism in Eukaryota, Metazoa, Arthropoda, Arachnida, Ixodida, Ixodidae.
GCAGUUUAAAGUUGAGCAACGGGGGCUCGCUUGCGCCGUGCUCGCUGCACGCGCCAUUUUUACGAAUUUGAACAAAGGCGAGUGAGUGGCUGUGCGUCGGCUCUUCCCGCAGUUCGCACAGAAAACAGCCAUGAGUUCAGGAGACAAGCAAGCCGACGUGGCGACGCAGCAGGCGGACGAAGUCAUCAAGGAGAAAGGCGCCGGAGACGCCAAGACGGAGAAGUCGCCGCAGAAGCGGACUUCGGCCGAGGUGUCUGAAGAUGAUGACGUAAAGAAGAAGGUCCAAAAGACGGACCACAAAGACAAGAAGGAAAACGGGGAGUCGGAUGACAAGUACGAGGAGGGUGCCGGUGACGACGGCGAGGGUGAUGACGAUGACGACGAUGCAGUUCCCGAUGGCGAGGACUACGAUGAGGAAGGGGAUGACCCCGAGGGAGAUGACGAUCCCGAGGACGAUGAUGAGGAUGACGCGUAAAGUGGCUAGUAGUGGGACCGACGACGACACGCCGCUGCUGCUAAAACGCGCCUUCCCCCUUCUCUUCCUCGCCAGACACUCCCUUUCCCCUCUCCUUCCGUCCGCGCUCUUAUUCUCUGGGGGAAACAAAAGAUAGGGGGGGAGAAAACCCGCAGUCCCUUCGGCCGGCGCUGCAAGCGACGACGUCCGCCGCCAUCAUCCUAGUGUCCCAGCAGUCGUCGGAUUUGUCUCCUUUUUUUCCUUCGUUCGUCGGCCACAGCUCUACGCCGGUUUGGGUUGACGGCUCGACGGAACGCCCGCCGGUGAAUGACAUUUCGCCGCUGCCGCUUCUUCCUCCGCUGCGUGUGGUGUGUGUGGCUGGGCGUGCGUGAAUUCUUUUUUUGUGUGCGUGCGUGUGCGUCUUCUGCAGGAAGCGUCCUUGAGCCAGCCGAAGGGACUCGUCCCUUUUUUUCCCUUCUGUCUGAUCCCCGUUCCCGGUCUCCUUCUCGCUCUCCCCUAUCCUCCUCUUCAGGCGGUCUUUUUGUUUUUGUAUUGUAUUGUAUUUGAGUUUCGUCUCUCUCAUCAACUCAUUGCCGUCACACACACACACCCCCCGCCGUUCUUUUGUUCACGGUUUUUUUUUUUUUUUUUUUUUUUUUUUUUUUUUUUUUUCACGGCUGUCCGAGGAAGACUGAAAACAUUGGGUGUGCGUUCGGGACAAAGACGACAGUGGUGGGUUGCCGAGGUUUCGUUCCUCGUGUAUCUGUCGCACACUCGUUUGAUUGGUUUGUGUUGGGCUGCCUUGUUGUACUGCCUUACUUGUAUGACGAAAGUGUUUUUUCACUGAAGCUUUAUCCUUUUUUCUUUUUCCCCCAUAAUUGGACAAAGUGCUUGUUUAUCCGUUUUUGUUCAUGUGGUUGCAGCAUGUCUCCUUUCUUCACAUCACAAGUUGGACAUCCAGAGUUGUUUUCUGUUCUCGACGUCAUUCUGUCACCUCGCAUCACAUGCAUCAUGACGAAACAAAAAAAAAAACAAUUGUUGAAAGACAUUGUGCAAACUUAUUGAAGUCUGGCACUUCCCCCCUCGUUUCUUUUUUUUUGCAAAGUGCAGCUUGUAAAGCAUUGCUCUUUUGUUUCGAACCAUUUUCGGGUGUUGUCAUUUCUUUCAUCUGCAAAUAUGGCCCAGUCAUAUUGUAAAAUGUGUUUCAGUGACUCUAUGUAAUAGAUCAUUGUUCUUCUUCCCACACAAAAAUGGCUCUUUUGAACAGCCAUGGCUGAAUGUGUACCACAGUGUUAAAUUGAGAGUCUCGGCUAUUGCGUGGUUGUUCAGGGUGCUAGAUGUUCUUGUUGCCAGGUUUGCUGGCGUGGGGGCAUCUGGUAUUGAGUGCCGUGCGACUGUUGCGACGUUUAUACAACUGUGUUCAAACGUGUUUGCAUAUAGGGUGUGGUGUGCGAAACAGCAUGCGCAUUUCCUUGGCAUCACUUUCUUUUCACCGAAUCGCCAAUCGAGAAGACAAGCUUUGGAUUUCCCCUUUUCCCGGUUAAUAUACAUUCUUUUAUCUGACAUGAAAUUAAGGGCAUGCACUUUUCAAUGCAACCACAGUGUUUAUAUUUCUUUGUUGGUGGGAAAUGCGAAAAGAAAAAAAAGGAACCAUAUUGGAUCAGCCAAUAAACUAUGUCAUUCGAUUUUUGCAUCGUCACCAAA